UCUUGAGCCCCGGUGCGGCAGCCUCGGCGGGCACAGAGCUGCGACUUAGCUGCCGUGCUGCGGGCUCCCACCCCCCCGCCCUCAUUAUUUGGUGGAACGGACACAAGCGGCUGUCUCCGGUGUCUUACGCAGUGGAGGCGGGAGGCAACGUCACCAGCGCCACGCUCACGCUGCUGGUGAGGCGGGAACACAAUGGGGCGACGCUCACCUGCACCGCCUCCAACCCCGCCCUGCCCGGGGAACGCCACCUGUCAGACUCCAUCAAGCUGAGCGUCUACUACGCCCCCGAGGUCCGCUUGUCGAUGGGUCGCCGCGUCAACCCCAGCAGCCUGAAGGAGGGGGAUGAUGUCUACUUCGAGUGCAGCAUCACCGCCAACCCUCCGUACAAGCGCGUCAUCUGGUACCACAACGGCUCGGUGGUGGCGCACAACCAGACCUCGGGCGUGAUCGUGAGCAGACAGAGCCUCGUCCUGCAGCACCUGAGGCGGGAACACGCGGGGACCUACACGUGCGGGGCCACCAACCACGAGGGGCAGAACACGAGCAAUGCCGUCAUUCUGUCCAUUAAACACGCUCCGGUGUGCGCCGGGACGGGGCGGGAGAGGACCCAGGGGGCGGCCCGCGGCUCCACGGCGUCCAUCAAGUGCCUGGUGGAGGCGGAGCCUGCGGAGGACGUCACGUGGUCGUGGGUCAAGAAGCGAGCGGACGGCACGGUGGAGGAGCUGCCCGACGACGACGUGCGGGUGGAUGGCUUGUCCUCCAGCAUCAUCGUCAUGCCCAUCACGCCCGAGGACUACGGACGCUUCCUCUGCCGCGCCGCCAACAGCGUGGGGCAGCAGCGCGAAGCCUGCGUGGUGACCUUGGUGCCCGCGGGGCCGCCAGACACGCCCACAAACUGCUCCGUGUCCCCGGCAGACCCCAGCACGGUGCACGCCCGCCCCGCCACCGACGCCCUCACGGUCACCUGCUUCGAGGGCUUUGACGGCGGCCUCCCGCAGCACUUCACGUUGGAGACGUGGCAGGACAACGAGCUAGUCGCCAACAUGACCAGCAUGUUCCCGGAGUGGGUGGUGGCGGGGCUGCGGCCGGGGGUGGGCGUCACGCUGCGGGUGGCGGCUCAUAACACACGGGGCCGCAGCGACGCCUUGCGCUUUGAGGUACACACCGCCAGCAUCAAGCAACACGCCACUCAAGUGGGCAUUCUGGGCGUGCCGCCGCUGCUGGGGGUCCUGGUGGGGGUGGGCGCAGUGCUGCUCCUCAUCCUUAUCACGGGCGUGAUCGUGGCCAGACAAAUGAGGCGUCCACCGCCGCCCACGCACGUCCACACUGUCAUCAUGACGCCCACCGCCACUACCGACACCACCACCACCACCACUAAUACAAUCACCGUCCCUGAUCCCGACACCUACGACCCUGACGUGGUGUCUUCCCUGUGUCGCCCUACCGACAGUCUGGAUGUCCUGCCCAACUCAGACCCCACCCAGCAGACCACGCCCUCCACCACUCUCACCGUUGCGCAGGCUACCAUGCAUCAAGGAGAGCAAGGGCAGGCCGUGGCAGGGAGCCACGACAACAACCAAGGCAACACACACACGUCCUUCCCCCGCGGGGUCUGCCUCCACAGACAGAACAGUGCUUUCGGGGACAGUGAAGAGACGGCCGACUCGGACUCUGAUUCUACCUUCACGGACCUGACCGCGGCGGGCCGGGCGGCCGCCGCCCUGCCGCCAGCGUCCAGGAACUCCCUCCCGCGGGUAAAGAGGCACAUCCACCAAUUAUCAUCCUCUCCACUCGACUUACAGCUGCCAGCGUGUCAGGUGUCCCAGGUGGUAGCGACUCCCGACGGUAUGAUUCAGCGCAUCCCUUAUUUGCUUCGGAACCCGCGACAGCUUUCACCCUCCUCCUCGGCGGACCUGCGGCACCAGACGGCUUCGGCGGAAGAGCUACACCCUCUCAUCUUCUCCAGAGACUUUAGGCAGCUGCUGACGUCAGCGGAUGUGAGACAGUUGUCUUAUUCAGGCACAGAGCUGAGGCUACUUCCUGGCACUGGCACGUGGCCGCUUGGCUCCUCAUCAGGGGAGCUCAGACUUCCUCUACAGUCUUCGAUAACCACAGAAGAGCUUCGCCUGAUGCGCUCAUCGUCAGGGUCAUCUCCGUGGGACCUGCAAGCCACGCCAAUCUUCAGCAGUCUCUCCCCGGUCAACCAUCGAAUGCCGUGCACGGAGGGGACGCAGCUUCCAUCACAGACGCCCAUCACACUGCCAAAACCGCACUCGCCCUGCGGCCACUUGCAUUUCCGAUCAUCUAGCACCCAGCCUCUUCUUCAGGCCAUAUGCACUGAGCCCCAGCCCCAGCCCCAACCCCACUGCCUGGAUCCUAGGCUUUAUCAGCCCUAUGUUGGCCGUCAGCCUCAGGAGCCCAGUGGGAUUCUUCAUCAUCAUGGAUCUUGUCCCGUAUCUCAGGCCGCGGGAGCGAGUGCUGAGGCUCAGUCACGACUUGGCUUUGUCGACUCCCACCGCCAGGCGGAGGGUUCGAGUGUUGCCCCCAGACCACCAUGUUCAGAGCAUGGGGCUCCAGCAUUCAAAGGUUACAAGACAACGCCCGCACAGGCCAGAGUUUCUGAAGAACUCCAAGUAUCUCUGAGGGAACUUCAGCCCCCACCCGCACCAAGCAGUGAGGUGGAGCCACUACCAGACACUAUAGAGCUACAACCGCCUCCGUCCUUUAGGGGGGCCGGGCAAUUCUCUCAAUUAGAAGUUGGCUCACUAACAGACACUGUUCGCCAGAGGAAGCCGGUAGGACAGCCCGUAGCUUGUCCGCUGCCUCCUUCAAUGGGCCACUUGCCAAAAUAUAAGUCACCUGAUGGGUCGAGUGCAAAGUCUAGUUCAGUUGUAUUUCAAAGAAAACCCUUUCCGUGUCACGAUAUAAAUAAAAAAUUGGAACAAUCACAGGACAUUUUUACGAACCUCAUCUGUGGUAGGUCUGCAUACGUUUGGAUCAAAGGCAAAUAA
Messenger RNA from Eriocheir sinensis (Chinese mitten crab), 3011 nucleotides. RefSeq lists its product as uncharacterized. The transcript is spliced from 8 exons. Bases 303 to 3011 code for a protein of 902 amino acids. Gene Ontology annotation, molecular function: protein binding. NCBI's taxonomy places the organism in Eukaryota, Metazoa, Arthropoda, Malacostraca, Decapoda, Varunidae. The record is from RefSeq and is a predicted model, not a curated record.